Molecule: messenger RNA, 1508 nt
Organism: Schistocerca nitens (vagrant locust)
Lineage: Eukaryota; Metazoa; Arthropoda; Insecta; Orthoptera; Acrididae
Gene: Nca
Product: neurocalcin homolog
Exons: 4
Coding region: 193-765 (190 amino acids)
Molecular function (GO): calcium ion binding
Source: RefSeq, a predicted model, not a curated record
ACAUGAUUGUAGUUAUUGAAAUUGAAUUAGAAAACCCUUUCAAGUGAUGAUGUGAUGUAUGUGAAUGUUACGUUACACAGAAUUUGUUAUGUAGUAACAAUCUGAUUUCAUUUAUUAACUUUCUUUUGUUAUUGUAGGUGCGACUGGUGGAAUAAUUUUCUUUGAAUCUAGUUGUAGAUUGUAGUAAGAAAAAUGGGAAAACAGAACAGCAAACUCAAACCUGAAGUACUGGAGGAUCUUAGACAAAAUACUGAAUUUUCUGAUGCGGAAAUUCAGGAAUGGUACAAAGGCUUCCUGAAAGACUGUCCAAGUGGACACUUAAGUGUUGAAGAGUUUAAGAAGAUAUAUGGGAACUUUUUCCCAUAUGGGGAUGCAUCAAAGUUUGCAGAACAUGUAUUUAGAACAUUUGAUGCGAAUGGAGAUGGGACUAUAGACUUCAGAGAAUUUUUAUGUGCACUUUCUGUCACGUCUCGAGGAAAACUUGAGCAAAAACUAAAAUGGGCAUUCAGUAUGUAUGAUUUGGAUGGAAAUGGGUACAUUUCCAGACAAGAAAUGUUAGAAAUUGUGACAGCAAUCUACAAAAUGGUUGGCUCUGUAAUGAAAAUGCCUGAAGAUGAGUCAACACCUGAAAAAAGAACAGAUAAGAUUUUUCGUCAAAUGGAUAAAAAUAAGGAUGGUAAACUUUCAUUAGAUGAGUUCAUUGAAGGGGCAAAAAGUGACCCGUCCAUUGUCCGACUACUGCAGUGUGAUCCACAAGCACAGUGAGAGGAUUGGUAGAUGGUAACUGAACUUCUGAGGCUUAUAUCACCAGAAUUGUGCUUAAUUCUGUGCUUGGUCAUGUGCCCAAUCUUGAACAUGGGCUUUGGUACAAAGAUUAUAACAGACUGAGUUCAGUAAAGAAGAGGGCUGCAAAAGAAGUCCAUUGUUGAAUCAUGUCAUACAUGAAAAUGAUAAUGAACUUCUAACUUCAUUCACAUAAAGUUCUGCCAUUGAAUUGCAAGCAGGUGAACUGUGUUAGUGUGAUUUUGAAGUUUUAUUUAAAUGGAUGAGCGCAGUAUUGCAUGUAAGUGGCACAGUGGCCUGUGUGGCAGAUGGUUUGUGUCAAUUCCCUCUUUAUUCUGAUCAAGUUAGAAUAUGUGAAAAUUCUAUCAGUAAUAUGUUUUUAAAUAAAUUGUUCAUUACAUGCAUAUUCUUUGCACAUAUGUGCAUGUAUGUCAACAGUUUUUAAAAUAAAAUGACAUUCCUUGAUACUCCUUCAAUGAUAUAGCUCUGUUUUUUUGUAUUUGAUGUCUUUCUGACUUGAAUUAAUUCACAAAUCUUUGAAUUUUGGAAAUUAUCAUUGUAUGAAUGUCAUCUGUGCACCUUUAGUUUUCUUGCAUCUGUGUAGUUAUACUGAACUUCUUAAGAAAGCUUAACUGAACAGCUGUGAGUUAUGAAUAGUCUGAAGCAUUGUUGUCUUAUUGGCUGUCAAUUAUGUAAUAGUUCAACUUCAAAUAAAUGUUCAGGUA